AUUCGUUGGCUCCACACAGCUGAGAAAUCAUAAUUGGAGGGGAGAAACGUUAAUUAAUGUUGAGUCGAUCUUCAAAUUGUCCUGAAUUCAGACUGUAUUUCUUUUUGUCUUUCACCUUCAGUGAUUAAUUUUUUUUCAUCAAAGAUUCUGUAAUACCAAGGUCUUGUUUGCCUUUUCUGUUUAUUUUGCUCUCAAUGCAUCUUUAUGUAAAACACGCCGCCCUUAUCAAUAGCUGUUAUCCCGAAAAGGAGGGCGAGAAAGGACCACGAUCGUCCGAAUUGAGCUACCUCAACUUUUAUGCUAGCUCUCGACCGGUGAAGUUAACAAAAGUGGGCAGCUUCCUGGAGAAGAAAGUCGAGCGUGAUAUCGCAAAGAAUCGAAAGCAAAACAACCAUGUUUCCCUUCACAUUGUAAAAUCCCUUAUCCAGUCUUGCCACCGAGAUCUCAAUCUGUUUUCAAAAUAUGUUGUCCGAAUUCUUAACAUGAUGCUCGAUACCCGUGACAUUGAUCUGAUUGAUCUCACCUGUGAUAUUUUCGUGGUUUUCGGUAGUUACCAUGAUGGAUCGAAUUUGGGUAUGGAUGCCGAAUUCACUGCGGAUUUUGAAACUUUGCUGAAGAAGUUUGCGGGAUUUUGCGACGAGAAAGACGGCCGUGUGGGUAUCCAGAUGCAAUAUACGGGUCAUAGAGCUCUUCAAGCUGCGGUUACCUCGUCAGCUUUACAAGCAUCCAAUUUCAAGGUACAACUAAACACCAUUUUACCGUCGCUUAUGGUUACUUUGGCUGCUUCAAAAAAGAUGAGCAACUUGCUUGCGCAAAGCAAAGAACAUGUUGAUAUCCGAGCUUCUGCCCUCGAUAACGAAAGCGUAGAUGAGCAUACUGUCGAUUUGUUAGCAGCUCAGACGAUGACGAUUCUUUUCAACAAGUUGAACGGUGCAGCUGUGCGAUUAGCAUUAGCUCCUCUGUUUAGUUUUUUGGAUGCUAAAGACAAGUGGUGGCCGCCAAACUUUGCAGUGUCAGUUAUGGAGCUCGUUUUGGAAUCGUUACAGCCACAAUAUCGAUAUCUCCUGGUGUCAGAAAUCUUACAACAGGUGGAUAAUGCCAACUCUGUGCAUCAUACCUAUUUGACUCCAAAGCAUGCUUCACUGGUAUCCAUCCUGAAUACAAUAUUAAAUGCGAAUAUACCAUUGGUGGGUAUUUCAGUUCUUGAAGUAUUGAAUUCUCUUUUUACCCACUUGAUCAAAUCGCUUCAACAUUGCGAUUUCCGAGAAACAUGCGAUUCAAGCGACACCCUUACAGCUACAUAUGAAUAUGCUAUUCACCAAGGCCUCACUCACAGCAUUGGAGGACUGGCAACACAAACGUAUUAUCAAAAUCAACCGAAUGAUAUCUCUGGAUAUAUCAUUGCGAAGUUGCGUGCAGGCACAACACUAAAAGAUGUCGAUGGUUUACCAAUCGCAGAAUAUCGAAGAGUGGCAUUGAAGUGCCUGGGAUUACUGGCUCAACCUAGAAAGGAAACGAACAUCGAGGAAAAUACGGAUGAGACACAUACUGCACAGGGUACCAUUAGUCUUGAAGCGUGGGUUCCAGCGCUCGGCCUGUUACUUGAUAACCAUCCUGAAACGCGAAUUGAGUUUGCUGUUAUUUUGACGAAUUAUUUGGAAUCAACAACGGAAGCAGAGUCUGCCAUGGAGCCAUUUCCUAAGCAUCACUUGAACCAGCACGGCGAUAUCCUGUUUGUGAACUCACUACAUACCGUCAUUGUCCAAUGGAUCCAACUUGCGGAUUUGAAAGUGGGUGACGCAAAAGCCGUUUACGAGUUGUUGUGUGCUUUGACGAGACGAUUCGGAGCUGACGGCACUAUCAAGAGCUUCCCCGUCAUUUUCAAGCUCCAAGGCCUUGUAAAAGACGGAACCAUCAAUCAAACAGCAAGACAACGUACCGUGGCUGCUAUCACGACUGAAUGGAUGCUUAUGAUGGCCGAACACUAUGCUGUUGAUCGACUUUACCGAUACAUCGAAUCAUUGAAGGAACAACGCAUUAACGGCAAAGAGUAUUCGUCUCUAUUUUUGAAGGAUAUCAACACGGACAAUGUCGGUGAUUUUGAACAGUUAGAGCCCGAUAAUACUACCCCCGUCGACAAGUUUAUGGAUCGUCAUGUUGUUGUGGAGAUCAUUUCUAAGGAUAGUCCACUACGGGAUGAAGAGGAUACACAUGGGCUGGACCUUGAGAGCAAACUAUAUAUUGAAUGGGGAUUUGAGCCUCUUGUACAUCAGGAACGUACAUUCCGAAUCCGCACCUCACGUAAUCUUGAUGAUUUGAAGCCAAAGCUGGCGACGCCCUGGACUGGUACAGACUUCAAGCACACUCAGCAACAUAAGAAACAAACGAUCAAUGUGGAAAAUUUGAAAGAAGCAUUAUCCAUACAACCGUUGAUGAAUGACGUCGAGGAACCAGAAGCCGAUUCCUUGGAGAUCCUGAAAAAGAAUGAUAGCUUGGAGAAAAGCAACAAAGGAACGCGUGCGGAUAUGUCCACUUUGCUGUCAUCUCUAAACCUUGGAUCCAGUAGCGAAAGUGCCUCCUCGCUCGUCAACCCGCCCUAUAAGAGCUGAUAAUUGUAAAGUGCAUUUAGCAUCAUUGCAAUAAAAAGCUUCUUUUCGAUCGUAA
Molecule: messenger RNA, 2664 nt
Organism: Radiomyces spectabilis
Lineage: Eukaryota; Fungi; Mucoromycota; Mucoromycetes; Mucorales; Radiomycetaceae
Exons: 15
Coding region: 195-2609 (804 amino acids)
Biological process (GO): protein localization to plasma membrane
Source: RefSeq, a predicted model, not a curated record